GUACCGCAGUUUAAUACCAAAAAGCGGUUAUUUUUAGAAACUCAGUGUAAUAUGGGGAGUAUAAUAUCAUUGAAAACCUAAAUUAAAAGUGUAGUUGAAACUCUUCUCUUUCUAUUGUUUAAAAAUACCCAUCGGCUGCGUUUGAUUCAGGGAAGUCUUGUCCUUGCGAUGUGUCCUAAGGUCAACGUUGGCAUCCAGUUGUUUUUGAUAUGGGCUUAGUUCUAACGUUGCAACAUAGUGUUUCAAACACGAAAGAGGUUGAAACUUCCUCGAGUGGUCUUCAGCGACCUUCCAAAUUCGUGGACUUACAUCAUUUACCAGCAGAACUUGCACUCAAUGUGCUGUCAAGGUUGAAUGCUACUGAUUUAUACCUCGCCUCCUGUGUAUGGUAUGAUUUAGCUUAUGAUGAAGUAUUGUGGAGAAGUUUGUGCAAAGCUUCGUGGCCUUUCUGCUCGGCGUAUGAAAAUGGAGUAUUAAACCGUGAGCCAUCAUUUCGUCGGUUGUAUCUAAAAUUGGAUGAAGCACGCCUGACAUUUAAUGCGGACGCGUUCGAAGGCAUGUCGUACAUGUUCAAAAACCGUUUGGUCGAUGAUAAUGUGGACGACCUUGUGGCGUUUUUCCACAAUGCUGUUGGAUUGGAUCCACUACAGAAACGCAGAUAUCUGGAGACUAGACCACAGGUGUUAAGCGAACUAAUACAGUUGAAAGACUUCCGGAACCAUUCACUUCCAAAUGCCUUGCGGAACCUUUUUGCUGAAUUACCAGUGCUACCAACAGGACCUAGCUCAUCAAGUUUUAUCCAUCUACUGGUCAGUAUGUUUUCUGAGAGGUUUACUCAAUGUAAUCCAGGCCUCGGAAUGACAAACGAUGAGGUCUAUUUAUUGUGCUUUUCAAUGAUCAUGUUAUCUGUUGAUCUGUGGAGUCCGUCUAUAAAAAACAAAAUGUCUAAACGUGAAUUCAUUCGCAAUACAAGGCAAGUGGUAACCACGGUAUCGGAUGAAUUUCUGGGAAGUCUGUAUGAUAAUGUGUACAUCUUUGGACAUGUUGUGCUAAUUGACUGUCCUGGCCCUCCUUUUCGUCACCUUGGGGCAAAAGCAGUUCUUGCUAAAAACCAACUUUUGCCAUUGUAAGCUUUUUAAAUAAGGUAGUCAGCUUCCAUUCCACUAACUGUGAUUUAUUUCCCCAAUCUUAUGUUAUUUUGUAUUUGACAUUACAUUGUUGCGUAGAUUAUAACUUCUUUGUAUUGUAAUUUGUAUGUACAUCAUUGUGGUUUACUUCUUGAAAAAUUCAUUCCUGUACUACAGCUUUCAUGAAAAAUGAUUACAUGACUAGUUUUGUUUUACCGACUAUUGGAAAAAAUUCGCUACAGCCUUACAAAUAUGUGAUCAAACAAAAUGGUUUACAAGAAAGAAAACAUAAUUCUUAGUGAAAA
Heterobilharzia americana is the source of this 1432-nucleotide messenger RNA. The record is from the annotation of a GenBank genome assembly. NCBI's taxonomy places the organism in Eukaryota, Metazoa, Platyhelminthes, Trematoda, Strigeidida, Schistosomatidae.